Pseudomassariella vexata is the source of this 3223-nucleotide messenger RNA. RefSeq names its product elongation factor Tu GTP binding domain-containing protein. The coding region runs from base 483 to 3095 and encodes 870 amino acids. Gene Ontology annotation, molecular function: translation elongation factor activity; GTPase activity; GTP binding. Gene Ontology annotation, biological process: translational elongation. Lineage: Eukaryota; Fungi; Ascomycota; Sordariomycetes; Amphisphaeriales; Pseudomassariaceae. The record is from RefSeq and is a predicted model, not a curated record. The transcript has a single exon.
GGUCAACUCACUCAUCGCGCAUCUCAUAAGCCAAAUAAAAGUUUCGCUAUUUGCAUUCUCAAAUACGCAUCCCCUCUCUCUCAACCCUCUAGUAAUACAGCAUCACCUUGGACCUACAUCAUCGCAAUUCACCCUCAACACCGACCAUGCAGACCUAGGUGUUCCUGCGCAGGAGUCAUCACCACUUCUGAACUUCGUCCACCUCUUCUCACACUAGUUGGCCACUUCAUUUGUCCUAGAGCAGCUCAGCUUAGAAAGUCACAAAAAUGAUGCCACGAAUACGACGAGCCUAUGCAAUAGCAACCAAACAAAAAGAAACGUGUUUAGUACCCUUACACCGACUAUAGUACCGACCCGCCACAACGUAUAUUUUCUAUUGGUAACUCUAUUGUAUAUUCAUACCCAGCCUUUUGGAAAACGGGGUAGGUGGGACUUUAGGGAUACCACGAGGCUUUUCGACUCGAACAGUCAUAAGCCUCAACAUGACAUCUAUAUUCACUUUUGACGAUAACCCUCCGCGGGUGUCGUCACCCUGGCUAGCUUCAGAGGAAACGGCGAAGAAGUCAGCCUCAGAAGCCACUGACCAAGUCGGCUAUGGUAAUGAGUCAGUCCAAGCCAAUGAGCCCAAGCUGUAUAGGCUUGAGGCAGAGCCGCAAGAAGGUCCCAUUGAGUACAAGCUGCAUCUUCUUCUGCGGGCCCGCAGAGCAUAUGCAUUCAUGAGUACAACUUCAAAGGGCUCAGGCUCGCCGCAGUCCAACUCAGCUCGGCCAAUGAAAUCAACCAGGCCAACUAAUGUGCCGUUGGCCUCCUCAGCGCAGACACGACAGAACCGCCUUCAGCAACUGACCACUCAGUUGCUCUGGAGACUGCAGCAGUCGUCACCACAUCACUCCACAGGGAAAGGGCAGCUUGUCAUUCCCAAGCUGCCAGAGGACAGUGACGAUAUGGAGGAUUUGGUCAAACCUCAGCAGCUGCUUCCGGGCCUGGAGGAGUCAAACGGCGCACUGUACGAGAUAGGGGUGUCGGACGAUGGGACGUUCGUUGGAUUGACUAAGGAAGAGAUGGACGAGAGUAUGACAACUUUGAAGGUCAUGGCGGCUAGUUUGGGGUGCCGUGUGGAAGUGCAACGGAUGAAGACGGUUGGGAAUUGCGAAUGGGUUGAAUCGUCUGGUUCCAAGGGCAUCCCGAUCGGCAAAGUGCUACAAGGAGAUUUGUGGGUAGCAGAAGCCCUCGUCACCCCAAUCCUAGAACCGCAGAAGGAUCAGGACGCCGUCUCUGCUCAGGGCUCGUUACCCAACGGCUCAUUGACCCCUGUUCCAGAAAGACGUGCCUCGAAAACGGAGCAGUUACGUGUCUCUCUAAUUGGGCCAACCACGUCGGGCAAAACGACACUGCUUGGCACUCUUGCAAACGGUACAUUGGAUAAUGGCCGUGGGAGUAGUAGAAUCGAUCUGCUCAAGCACCGUCAUGAGAGAGUGUCCGGCCAAACAUCAUCCGUGGCCCAAGAGCUCAUCGGAUACAAGGACAACAGAAUAUUCAACUAUGUCGGCAUGGGCAUAAAUACGUGGACGGAUAUACAUGAUCAUUCGGAAGAUGGUCGCUUGGUAUUCUUCUCGGACUCUGCUGGCCAUCUUCGAUAUCGAAGGACUAUCCUGCGUGGGCUUGUGGGAUGGGCACCACACUGGACGCUCCUUUGUAUUGCUGGCAACGAAAUCGCUGGAGCAUCCCGUGGUGCUCACUCGUUGUCGGGUACCCCUGAUGACCUUGAUCUUGCUGGGGCCGCCGACCUUGCCAUGUCCCAUCUUGACUUGUGCGUGCGACUAGAGAUUCCCAUGGUCAUUGUCAUAACCAAAUAUGACUUAGCGACCAAAGUAACCCUAAGAAGCACCUUGAGCUCGAUCUUUUCUAAGAUAAAAGCCGCGCAGAGGACGCCCAAGUUGCUCGUGUCGACGCAGACCGACAGCGCCGACCUGACGCACAUACCCCCUACAAGCCAGGAGAAAGUUACCAUGGAGAUCACCGAUGCUAUCCAACGGUCGGGAAAUAUGCUCUCUGUCGUUCCAGUAGUGUUGACCAGUGCCGUGUCGGGGCAGGGUAUUGGUUUGACUCAUGCCCUCUUGCGCAGCUUGCCCAUGCCGCCUCCGCCAACUGCGCGAGACUAUGUGGGCCAGGCACUCAACCCGGAGCAGCCGGCGUCGCUCUUCCAUAUCGAUGACAAGUUCGACUUAAAAUCGUUCCGCACACAGGACUCGUCGAUUCAUGGCGCCGACGGAAGUGCUACUGUAGUCGCUGGGUAUCUGCGCUUCGGCAGGCUGUCUAUCGGCGACAAGGUUGUGUUCGGCCCCUUCCCUGCCGAGGAAGAUGAAGAUGUGCGAGGGCUUGUGCCCCGAGACCAUCCUUCACCUGGUCGUGGCUUGUCCCUAUCGCAUCCGUGGGCAGCCCGAAAUGCGGUAUCGGCCUCCACCAUCCAUGGGGAGUGGCACAAUGCAACGAUUAUGAACAUUCGCAACUUGCGCUUGCCCGUGAGAACUAUGGAAGCCGGUCAGGCGGGGACCAUCCAGGUUGCUUUCGAUGAACCGUUUGAGGAGACAUCGGGCAUUGAUGACGCAUUGUUCGAAAGGGUGAAACCAUCAAGUCGGCAUAUCCGCAAAGGACAAGUACUGGCUAUCCCUAGCCAGCAUAUGCUAGAUACUGGCCUCACCCUACAGGCUGCUACAGGCUUUACUGCGACAUUCAACGAUAUGAACGUCAAGUCUCUGCAAAUUGGAAACCUCGUCAACGUCUACGUAGCCACGGUUCGCGCGGCUGCACGGAUACUCCACAUCGUCCGCCAGCACUCGCGUUUGGAUACUCGCAGAGUUGCCUCCGAGGAUCACGAUGACGUAUUUAACAUGGCUGAUAGUAUUGAUCUUGGUAGAGCACAGUCUGAAGCUGAUGUUGACGAUUUUGACAUUGAGUACACAGUUUCGCUUGAGCUUAUGACGAGUAGAGAAUGGAUUGAGUUGGGUUCGCGGGUAGUUCUUAUGGAAGGAGGGAGCAAAGACGGUUCGGGAUUAGACGGAUUUGUGGGCAAGGUAACUGAGGUUGUGGGCUGAUCACGUCAACCAAGCGGGUCACAAAGAUGGCGGCCUGGCCUAAGGACAAUGUAGUAAUAAGUUUUUCUUAUAGACAGCACUGAAUAGCGGUAGCAUACAGCGAAAUAGAGACGGCCAACCAACUGGGU